AUGUCGACGGAAUACGUCAAGUGUGCACACAGAACCAUCCCAGAGGAUGGCAACUUUGCGAACAGGAAAAGACUGGUGAUCUGUUGUGAUGGCACGUGGAAUAACUCCAACAAUGGCGGCGUACCCACCAACGUGAGCCGCCUCUCCUCUGCAGUCGCACACAAGUGCUGUAGCGGCAUGCCUCAAGUAGUUUACUACCAUCGCGGUCCCGGAACAGAAGAAGACAAAUGGGCCAGCUUUGUGGGAGGACUGUUCGGCCUGGGUGUUAAACAGGACAUUGUGGAUUGCUACCGCUUCAUCUGCGAUAACUACAACCCGGGGGAUGAGAUCAUCAUCGUCGGCUUCUCACGAGGUGCCUUCACGGCUCGGUCGCUCGCAGGCAUGGUCUGCACGCUUGGGUUUCUCAACCGCUCUGGACUCAGCAGCCUCGGCCAGAUCUACAAUGAUUACAAGGCCUUCAACGACUGGACGGAUCCUCGCAUGUUUGACCCCAAGCAGCAUCUACUGGGGUUCAACCACGACCAGCUGAAGAUGAAGAUAGAGAAAGAGGAUCUGGUGAAACUACUCGAACGUUAUGACCAGGCCACAAGCCACGAAGCCUUGGAGAAGCGGCUCUUUAAGGACAAAGAAGAGUUGUUUACGAAGAUGACUCAAUUCAAGCGGACAGAUGGGAGCAUGAAGUUCCGCCUCAUGGCGGAGGCUUAUCGCCAGCAGCUGAGCGAUUACGAACUUUGCUUGACUCGCAUGGUAGACGAUGGCAACGAGGUAAUCUCGCACCGAGCUGUGGAGGGGAAGAUUAAAGCAGUCGGUGUUUGGGAAACGGUAGGUAGUCUUGGAAUCCCCAAGAUGCCGUGGUGCAAUUGGCAAGGCGCCAGUCGCAGUGCUGCAGAGCUCCGAUUUGCAAGCUACAACGUCCACCCCAAUAUCGAUCAUGCGUUCCACGCCCUUGCCCUAGACGAAUUCAGGAGCCCUUUCUCUCCCACGCUUUGGAGAUGCAAGAGAUCGAACACGAACACUCAACUUCGCCAGGUCUGGUUUCCAGGAUGCCACAGCAAUGUCGGCGGAGGCUCCGAUUCCCAGCAAAUCUCUAAGAUUGCCCUUGGAUGGAUGGCGGAUCAGUUGACUUCCGUCGGCGUGGAGUUCAGCACGUGCGAGAUGCAGCGCAUCUUCAGUACAAUCUCCCACGGAGAUACCAUUCGGCCCUGGGGCCUCGGAGAGAUUACCAGCCCAACAUCCUUGGUCACGACGGGUCUCGACCGACUUUGGAACACAAUUUCAGCGCCGUAUCUUGCGUACCACGGUCAAUUCGCAGAGAGUUCGGCGCGAACACCUCAUUUCUACCGAGACGACGACGGGAAGAAGCUUCUGACACACACGGAAGAGCUUGUUCACCCCUGCGUCAGGGUCCGGUACCUGUACAACGGUCUCGGCCUAGAUGAUAAAGCUGAGUGGCGCUGUAAUGCUCUUACGGGGCGCGACUGGGAACUCAAGCUUGAUAGAGGCGUGUCCCCAACUAAGACUCGCCCAGGUCGGGACCCGAAGAUUGUGGACAAGUAUAAGACCGUUGGCGGAUCCGUCACCUCUGUCCAUCAGCAGUAUCCGGAAACUCGCGCUGCGGAAGGCCAGCUCGUCAAUACUGAGCAGCCCUCGGAAGAUGAGCUAUGGCAGUUGAAAUCUCCGAAAAACACUUACACAUGGACCCACCCAGAGGGUAAGGUGCUUAAAGAGGAGCAGAUUGGCAUGUGGGAGCGCAUGUUCAUCGACAUCAACGACGACCAUGUCGACUUGAAGAAGAGAAGUGACGAACAGAAGAUGCGGAAACAGACACAUGGUGACCGCCUUAGAGACAUGGCGACGAGCAACGUGUACCACGCCUUAGCCAUGAUUGACUGGAUUGUCAAGACUUCUAUUGGCGCAGUAUUCGUCACGCGACCGGACAAGCAGUAUCCGCUCGGGUACCCGUUGAAGCAUGGUUACUACGACUUUGUGUCCUGGCAGAAGGGACUCACGCAGGGUAAUUCGGAGGUUGGCCCCUCAGCCAAGGACUCGGCCAAGGAUGAUGUACAUGCUGCCAAGGAUGGUGAUGUCCAUGUUCAUUACCACUGGCUGAACGAUGGUACGCAAUGA
Molecule: messenger RNA, 2127 nt
Organism: Colletotrichum acutatum
Lineage: Eukaryota; Fungi; Ascomycota; Sordariomycetes; Glomerellales; Glomerellaceae
Exons: 8
Coding region: 1-2127 (708 amino acids)
Source: RefSeq, a predicted model, not a curated record